Fusarium musae is the source of this 531-nucleotide messenger RNA. RefSeq lists its product as uncharacterized. Bases 1 to 531 code for a protein of 176 amino acids. Lineage: Eukaryota; Fungi; Ascomycota; Sordariomycetes; Hypocreales; Nectriaceae. The transcript has 2 exons. The record is from RefSeq and is a predicted model, not a curated record.
AUGGGUAAUGAUAUCGGCAAGCUCAUGGGGCCCCGAAUUGUCAGCUUUUUCCCUGAACAAGCACCUAGAUGCGAAGAUGACUAUCGCAGAAUCGAGGCAACGAUAUACAUCGGAUCUCAUAUGCCUAGACCCGGACCAUAUCAAGUGUUCGAGCGACUUCACCGCACUCGCUUCCAGGACAGGAACCAUCGGUCGAGGCGAAUGUCUGCCACAAAGGACACCUUCUUGACACACAACAUGGUCUUCCCAAAGGCCGUGCCCUCGCAGUCUGGAUCUCUUCAUGGAUAUAACCUCAUCAGUCUUGGCCUCCGUCUGGUUGCGUCAACUUUUGAUUAUGGCGAAGUUAUUCCACACAUCCAGUUGACAGAAUAUGCUUGGCGACCUUUGAGCCUCAGGGCAUUUCCUCAACUUGAAGAGUUUACUAUGAUGUGUCUGCGACAUACCAGCCGCAGCCACCAAAGUCAUCUACCCUUUCUCAAUUCCUCAGCAAACAGACGAGGAUGCCAACAGAGCUCGAAUGGACGCAUCUAG